UAGACCCUAUCAUAAACUACACAAAUGAAAUCCCAUGUCUAUGAUUCUAACAAAAACCGCAAUCACUUUCUCUUCAUUGUUCUUCUUUCUAAGUUUAGUAUCUGUGAAUGGGAUCUUAGAUGAUCAUAGAACCUUGAUUUUCAACCGUUGUUCGUCUAGAAAACUCGAUGAUCCUAAUGGAGAAUACUUGGAUGCACGAACAACCCUUUUCGACAAGCUUCAUUCUAAAUCUUCUCAAUCGAAAUCCGAUACGACUUUCGUCAUGGUUGGGGAAAACUAUGAAGGCUCUAUCUCGGGCCGUUUUCAAUGUCGUCAAGAUUUGGAUGAUCACAAAUGCAACGAGUGUAUGGAAGAGUUUCAAAAUGUCACUAAUGGCUUAUGUGGUAGUUCCAUGGCGGCUAGAAUCCAACUCUCAGGGUGCCAUGUACAAUACGAGGCAGACACGUAUAAUGGCAUUUUUAGCCUUGACGAAGAAUUGCACCACAAAAAGUGUGGUGAACCCCAAGAUGUGGUAUCAAACGAGUACUAUGAGCAAAUAAGGAGCCAAGCAUUCGAGGCGUUGGAAAGCGAGGCGGCCGGAGGCGAGGGUAAUAACGGGUUUUACUCCAUAAAUAACCAUGAAGGAUUCCAUGCUAUGGCUCAAUGUGAGGUUGGAAUGGAUGAAUGUGAUUGUGCAAAGUGUGUUGUUGAAGCUGUUGAGGUUGUUGAGAAAGAGUGUGUGAGUUCAAUUUAUGGACAAGUUUAUUUGGGAUCAUGUUACUUGAGCUAUGAGUUUAACCCACUUGAAUUCCAUGGUGGUAGUGGCUUUCAUGGAGAGCAAAGGCAUGGGGCUGGUUUUAGGAAGAUAGCGGCAAUCGCAAUUGGAGGGGCAGCCCUUUUGUUCGUUGUUCUUAUUUUAUUUCGAUGCUUCAAGAAGAAGGGUGAUGAUUUUUGAAGAAUUGAGCACCUCUUUGAAGAAGAUAAGCUAUGCUAGUGUUCCUAAAUUUCUUUUGCCUGAAUAGUUCAUGAUGAAUAUAAUAACUAUUCAAGCACUUAAUAACUUCUCAUUUGAAUACCCUUGGAGCCUAACCUCUCAUUUGAAUACCCUAACCUCUGAUUUAAUCUCUUAUUCAUUAUAUAUGAGUUUCUAAUUCAUAUCUAUACUGAUUUAUUAAAAGGCGUUGCGAAAAAAGUUCAUGUGCCAUGUAGAACUCUCCUAUUUACGCAUGUCAUUCACUCAGUGAGGUUAUGUAAUGUUAUUGACAACCAAAAAUCAAUACAAUAAGGUUUGAACACUAGACCUUACGUUUGGAGAAUAACUCUCAUUACCAUCUUAACAAACCAUUAAUUGUUGUUUUUCCAUGCACAUUAAUUUAUAAAUACAUGUUAACAUGAAGCUAGUCUAAAACAACUAAAUCUUUAUGUUACCUUUUAUUUUUUAUGGAAUGUAUUUGGAAUAAAAAAUAGCAAUUAAAAUAUUAGGAAAAUAAUAAAUUAAACUGAUAUACAUCAUAAGUUUCAUAAGAAUCAACUAUAGAAAUGCCAUGCAUAUAUCUUAUUAAUUUGAAGCACGUAGUUCCAUUAGAAAAAAAAAUUAAACGAAUUGUAAGAAGAUAAUGAAAAAUUAUUUGGCAUGAUAAAUGACGUAACGUACAUGUGUAAUGGAUGAAUUUAAUAAAUCUUUUCACUUUUAUGGACUAAAUGCAUUUUUGUCAAAUAUUGAGUUAAAAAAGAAUUUCGAAUUUUAAUUAUUCAAAGUAGCAACCAGGCCAUCGCCCGACCCCACACUAGUAUCUUUUAAAAUCAAGGUCUAGCACAUUCCAGUUUUAAAAUUGUCAUGAUAGAUAAUAAAUGUGGUAGUUAACAUUUGAAACCUCAAAACUUAACUUUAGAGCCUAACACAUUACAAGAAAACUUGAAAACCCUAACAUAUCUUUCAAUCUCUUCGGUACUGUUUUUUGUUUCCAAUUUUCUGUUUUUUUUACAAAACUAAAAACCAAAAUAUGAAACCACAAAAGUAGUUUUCAGUGUUUUGUUGUCAGUUUUCAAAAUAUACAUCAUUACUAUAAGUAAUAUUAUUUUUUAGUUUAUUAUCAAUAUAAAUCAUAUGACUUACAAAAUCAAAAAACCAAAAACUGGAAACUGACAGUGAUACCGAACGAGGCCUUAGUGUCUCAAAGUGAAAAUAUAUCCAAUACUACAGUCGUGGUGAGGAAUCAUAAAAAUGUACUACUUCGUAUUUGAGUAGUUAACCCAUAUGUUACAAUAUCAAGUCUCAAUAUAUACAAAUUUCGCAAUUGUGGUGAAAGAUAUUAAAUGUGGUACUAGAAAUUUGAAAUCCCAAAACGUAUCUGUAGAACCGAACAUUCCCUUAAUGUCUCGUAGU
This is a messenger RNA of Spinacia oleracea (spinach), 2365 nucleotides long. RefSeq names its product plasmodesmata-located protein 3-like. The record is from RefSeq and is a predicted model, not a curated record. Gene Ontology annotation, biological process: plasmodesmata-mediated intercellular transport; transport of virus in multicellular host. The coding region runs from base 35 to 934 and encodes 299 amino acids. Gene Ontology annotation, cellular component: plasmodesma. Lineage: Eukaryota; Viridiplantae; Streptophyta; Magnoliopsida; Caryophyllales; Amaranthaceae. The transcript has 4 exons.